AUGUAUUGUUUUGGAAGUUUUGGAGCAAGUACUUGUCAUAAUUAGUGUCAAGAUUUUUGCCUUGAAAUUAGUUUUUGUAAAUGUAUCUCAGAGCGGGAUAGGAGGGUUUGUAAAGGCACAAAGAGGCCUAGUUAGAGUUGAAAGUGUUUUUGGAUUGCUAGAUGAGGAUGUAUAG
Ambispora leptoticha is the source of this 175-nucleotide messenger RNA. NCBI's taxonomy places the organism in Eukaryota, Fungi, Glomeromycota, Glomeromycetes, Archaeosporales, Ambisporaceae. The record is from the annotation of a GenBank genome assembly.